CAAAUGUAUUUUUAUUCAAAAAAAUAUUUUUAUAUUUUUCCCAUCACUAAUAAAUAACACUGAAUCGAGGUCCCCGAAAUUCGCUCCUUGAAAAAUACACAAGAACUGGCGUAAUGCAACGAGGCAUCGACUCCUUCUUCAAGCGGCUGCCCGCGAAGCCGAAACAGGCGGAAGACAAAAACGGGGAGACGCCGUCGAAGGCGCCAAAACGCAGAAAGGCCUUAAUCAUAUCCAGCGACGAGGAAGAGGGUGCCGCCAGUCCGCCGGAGACCAAGAAACGCAAGGCCUCCAGCCAGGACGUUGUGGUGUCGACCACACCGGAACCGGAUGCAAAGAAGUCCAGGAACGGGCAGAAACCGGCGCCCUCGAAGCUGAAAAGGCACGUGGAUCCUUCAGAGCUCUUCGGGGGCGAAACCAAGCGGGUGGUGGUGCCCAAACCGAAGACCAAGGCGGUUCUCGAAUUCGAAAAUGAAGACAUAGACAGGAGUUUAAUGAAAGUCGAUCUGGAGGAGAGUGUAAAGGAGGAGAAGGUUUCACCACCUCGCAGGAGCUCUCCGUCCCCUAAAAGUGCCAAGAAAAUCAGUCCGGAACCGGCCAAACCCAAGCCCCCCAAAUCCAAAGCCACCACUCCGCGUGUGAAGAAGGAGAAGCCGGCAGCAGAUCUGGAAUCCAGCGUCAUAACCGACGAAGAGCGUCACGAACGGAAGCGCAUGACCGCCGUGCUCUAUCAGAAGUACAAGAACCGCAGUGCCUGCCUUAAUCCUGGAAGCAAAGAAAUCCCCAAGGGCGCCAAAGAUUGCCUCAGCGGAUUGACCUUUGUAGUCACCGGUGUCCUGGAGUCGAUGGAGCGCGAGGAGGCAGAGGCUGUGAUCAAAGAGUACGGCGGAAGGGUGAUGACCGUGGUGGGUAAGAAACUUAAGUACCUUGUCGUAGGUGAAGAGGCGGGACCAAAGAAACUAGCUGUGGCUGAAGAACUGAAUAUACCCAUUUUGAGCGAGGAUGGCCUGUUCGACCUAAUCAGGGAGAAAUCCGGGCUUUCUAAACAGAUUAAGGAGGAGAAGAAGAGCCCCAAAACGGAGCAUAGCUUCAAGGAAAAGGAGGUCAAGGCUUCUAGCAAGUCCAAAGUUAAGGAGGAAAAAAAAGACACAAAAUCAAAAAGUAGUGACAAGCAUGAUGCCCCAAAACAUAAAAUCAAGGAAGAACACACUCACUCCAGGGUAAAGAAGGAAGAACAUGAUGAUGUGCCAGCUGUGACCCUGAAAGUAAAGAAGGAGCCUAGCUCGCAGGAACAGAAGGCUCUGGUGGCAAGGGCAGCCGAACCGAAGGUCCAGGAUGUGGUCGGCAUGGCCUGGGUGGACAAACACAAGCCCAUGAACAUCAAGGAAAUCGUUGGCCAGGCAGGAGCCGCCAGCAACGUGACAAAGCUGAUGAACUGGUUGUCCAAGUGGUAUGUGAACCAUGACGGAAAUAAGAAGCCCCAACGACCCAAUCCUUGGGCCAAAAACGACGAUGGAAGCUUUUACAAGGCGGCCUUGCUAUCAGGACCCCCUGGAAUCGGAAAGACCACUACCGCGACUCUGGUGGUGAAAGAAUUGGGCUUCGAUGCUGUGGAGUUCAACGCCUCCGACACCCGGAGCAAGCGCUUGCUUAAAGACGAAGUAUCCACCCUUCUGAGUAACAAGUCCCUCUCCGGCUACUUUAGCGGCCAAGGGCAGGCGGUCUCCCGCAAGCACGUGCUCAUUAUGGACGAGGUGGAUGGCAUGGCCGGAAACGAGGAUCGCGGUGGGAUGCAGGAGCUGAUUGCCUUGAUUAAGGAUAGCUCCAUCCCGAUCAUUUGCAUGUGUAAUGAUCGCAACCACCCGAAAAUUCGAUCGCUGGUCAACUAUUGCUACGAUCUGCGUUUUCAGAGGCCGCGUCUCGAGCAGAUCAAGGGAAAAAUCAUGAGCAUCUGCUUUAAGGAGAAGGUGAAGAUAUCGCCAGCAAAAGUGGAGGAGAUCAUAGCAGCCACCAACAACGACAUUCGGCAAUCGAUCAACCACAUUGCCCUGCUAAGCGCCAAGGAAGAUACUUCCGCCAAAUCAGGGCAUCAAGUGGCUAGCAAGGAUCUAAAGUUAGGACCCUGGGAAGUGGUUCGGAAAGUCUUUACGGCAGAUGAGCACAAGCAAAUGUCCCUGGCCGACAAGAGCGACCUAUUUUUCCACGACUACAGUCUGGCACCGCUCUUUGUACAGCAAAACUACCUCCAGGUCACACCACAGGGAAACAAAAAGGAUGUUUUAGCGAAGGUUGCGGCCACGGCAGAUGCUCUCAGCUUGGGCGACCUUAUCGACAAGCGCAUUCGUGCGAACUCGGCCUGGAGUCUGCUACCCACUCAAGCCUUUUUCAGCUCCGUGUUGCCCGGCGAGCAUAUGUGCGGCCACUUUACUGGACAGAUAAACUUUCCCGGGUGGCUAGGCAAGAAUUCAAAAUCUGGGAAACGGGCCAGACUUGCCCAGGAACUACACGAUCAUACUAGAGUCUGCACCUCUGGAUCAAGGCUAUCCGUGAGGCUGGAUUAUGCCCCGUAUCUGCUGGGUAACAUUGCUCGACCGCUCGCAAAAGAUGGACAGGAGGGUGUCUCUGCAGCACUUGAGGUAAUGAAGGAUUACCACCUGCUCCGCGAGGAUCUAGACUCGCUGGUCGAGCUUACUUCCUGGCCGGGAAAAAAGUCACCCUUGGAUGCAGUGGAUGGGAGAGUGAAGGCAGCCCUAACUCGAUCCUACAACAAGGAAGUUUUGGCAUAUUCCUAUUCCGCUCAAGCUGGUAUCAAAAAAAAGAAAGCGGAGGCUAGUGGAGGUGACGAGGAUUACUUGGACAUUGGUCCAGAAGAGGAAGACGGAGCUGGAGGUCAUGUUUCUUCAGAAGACGACGAAGAUAAAGACAACCUUGAACUAGAUGGCUUGAUCAAAGCCAAAAAGAAGACCAGUACUUCCAAAUCUGCUGGUGGUGCCAAAAAAGCAGCAUCUUCCGCGGCAUCAAAACCAAAGGCCAAGGCAAAGAAGUAAAGGGAUAUAUGAUUUUUUAAAUUGCUCCAUUUAUUUUUUUGUAAUAUUCUCACUAAUGGUCGGCGCAGGCGGUCCGUUGUUUAUACUGUUGAAAAUAUCCAAUAUGUAUCAAUAAAAAUCUUAAUUUUCAA
Molecule: messenger RNA, 3175 nt
Organism: Drosophila biarmipes
Lineage: Eukaryota; Metazoa; Arthropoda; Insecta; Diptera; Drosophilidae
Gene: Gnf1
Product: replication factor C subunit 1
Exons: 4
Coding region: 114-3044 (976 amino acids)
Biological process (GO): DNA replication; DNA repair
Cellular component (GO): DNA replication factor C complex; nucleus
Molecular function (GO): ATP binding; ATP hydrolysis activity; DNA clamp loader activity
Source: RefSeq, a predicted model, not a curated record